Molecule: messenger RNA, 1927 nt
Organism: Prosopis cineraria
Lineage: Eukaryota; Viridiplantae; Streptophyta; Magnoliopsida; Fabales; Fabaceae
Product: (-)-germacrene D synthase-like
Exons: 7
Coding region: 48-1739 (563 amino acids)
Biological process (GO): diterpenoid biosynthetic process
Molecular function (GO): magnesium ion binding; terpene synthase activity
Source: RefSeq, a predicted model, not a curated record
CAUAUAACGUAACUGAAGAGAGGCAUCCAACCUAUUCAAUAUCCAUCAUGUCUUUGGCUGCUAGUUCGCCACUUGUUGCUUCGUCUCAAUGCCCCCGGCGCUCUGCAAAUUAUCAUCCCAGCAUUUGGGGAGAUCAUUUUAUUCAAUAUGCCUCCCAAUCUUUGGAAGUGACCAACAAAAUGGAGGAGCGUGUUAAAAUUCUCAAAGAAGAAGUGAGAAAGAUGCUCGUCUUUCCUACCAAUAAGCCUGAAGCAACAACAUUAAUGCACUUGAUUGAUUCAAUCCAACGUCUAGGUGUGAGCUACCAUUUUGAACUUGAGAUUGAUUAUAUAUUGCAACAGAUUCAUGAGAGUUAUGUUGAAAAUGGUGCAAUGACUUGGGAAGACGACCUGCAUACUCUUGCACUUCUCUUCAGAUUACUAAGGCAACAUGGAUAUCGCAUCUCACCAGAUGAUGUGUUUGAAAAGUUCAAGGAUGAGCAAGGUAAAAUCAGGGAAGGACUAGCUGCUGACGUGGAAGGAAUGCUAAGCUUACAUGAAGCCGCACAUCUUAGAGUUCACGGAGAAGAUAUAUUAGACAGAGCCCUUGCUUUCACUUCCUCUCAUCUCCAGUCCAUGAUCACCCAUUUGAAUCCCUCACUUGCUUCGAAGGUCAAGCAUAGUUUAAGGCACCCACUUCAUAAGAAUCUCCCCAGACUAGAGGCUUGCUAUUAUAUAUCCUGUUACCAAGAUGAUCCUUCCCAUAAUGAAACUUUGCUGGCGUUGGCAAAGCUGGAUUUCAACAUGCUUCAAAAGUUACAUCAAAAGGAAAUUGGAAUUAUUUCAAAGUGGUGGAAGGAAUUGGAUUUUAAAACAAAGCUGCCCUUUGCUCGCAAUAGGUUGGUGGAAUGUUACCUUUGGAUAUUGGGAGCGUAUUACGAGCCUUGCUAUGUGUUGGCCAGAAGGGUAACCACCAAAGUCAUAUGCAUCGCAUCAGUCCUUGACGACAUAUUUGACGUUUAUGGCACAUUCGAUGAGCUCCAACUUUUCACUGCAGCAAUCGAAAGGUGGGACACAACGUGCAUGGAAUUUUUGCCAGAAUAUAUGAGAUUCUGUUACCAAGCACUGUUGGACAUUUAUGAAGAAAUCAAGCAGGAAAUGAUGAGGGAAGGAAGAGAAUUUUGCGUGAAGUAUGCCGUGGAUGAAAUGAAAAGCUUGGUUCAAGCCUACUUUGUUGAAGCCAAAUGGUAUAAUAGCAAUUAUACACCAACAAUAGAGGAGUACAUGGGCAAUGCACUUGUCUCGUGUGGAUAUCCUAUGGUCAUAGCCACAUCUUUCAUGGGGAUGGGGUCUAUAGCUACAGAACAAGUCUUCCAAUGGCUAGCCACGGACCCCAAAAUUAUCAGGGCCUCAAAAAUUAUUUGCAGGCUCAUGGAUGACAUUGUUACCUACGAGGAUGAACAAAAGAGAGGGGAGGUUGCAUCAGCCAUAGAGUGCUACACGAAGCAAUACGGUGCGAAUAAGGAAGAUGCCAUUGAGGUAUUUAAGAGGCAAGUGACGAGUGCGUGGAAGGAUAUAAAUGAGGAAUUACUUGACCUUAAGGAUUUGGCAAGACCUCUGUUGAUGAGAAUUCUGAACUUCUGUCGCGUCAUGGAUGUGCUUUACAAGGAUGCAGAUUGUUACACUAAUUCUACAAAAUCAACAAAGGACCAAAUUACAGCUAUGCUGUUAAAACCCUUUCAUGUAGAAAAUGGCCUCUAAGUAUUUUUCGUUAAAGUACAUAUCAGGGAUAGAUUCAAUUUGUGGCUAUGAUUUAGUCUAGAAUAUGUAAAGAAACAAACACGACUUUCGCGGUAGACAAAGCAUUGUGCUGUGCACUUGUAAGGAAAUCUCCAGUAAAGAUAUCCCACCAAAAUUUAUAUAGAAUAUUACAAAAUGGUGUUCUUUUC